This is a messenger RNA of Aspergillus alliaceus, 291 nucleotides long. RefSeq lists its product as uncharacterized. Lineage: Eukaryota; Fungi; Ascomycota; Eurotiomycetes; Eurotiales; Aspergillaceae. The record is from RefSeq and is a predicted model, not a curated record. The transcript is spliced from 3 exons. Bases 1 to 291 code for a protein of 96 amino acids.
AUGGAGUGUUUCCGCCAGAUUGGUCGAAUGGUCAAGGCCCCAUUUCAGCGUAAUCCGCCUCCGCAACGGGGAUUGGAAAUUGGACCCCCGAUGAACUUUCGAAAGGAGGAAAUGCCGAGCUUCUUCCCAGAUGACGAUGCUCAAACAUUACAUAGCCACAGCUCGUCCUUGGAGAAGGAUACAAUGAUCAAGUCUCUGGAGCAUGAAUCCUCAACUCGCCAACGAAUCAAGAACAACGUCAGAAGACUGAGCGUGAGAGUGGCCCGGCCGGUCUCCGAACAUGAAGCCUGA